Molecule: messenger RNA, 2028 nt
Organism: Fulvia fulva
Lineage: Eukaryota; Fungi; Ascomycota; Dothideomycetes; Mycosphaerellales; Mycosphaerellaceae
Product: Serine/threonine-protein phosphatase 2A regulatory subunit delta isoform
Exons: 5
Coding region: 1-2028 (675 amino acids)
Biological process (GO): signal transduction
Cellular component (GO): protein phosphatase type 2A complex
Molecular function (GO): protein phosphatase regulator activity
Source: RefSeq, a predicted model, not a curated record
AUGAAGGGCUUCAGACAGCGCGUGCAUGACCAGCUCUCGCGUGCAAAGGACCGAGAUGGCAACAAGCUCGCCAAGAAGAAGGACUCCUCCUCAGGAACGGCCUCACCAGCUGGCCAGUCGCCCGCCGGCUCGCAACACGCUACACCGACUUCCUCCACCAGCAACCUCGUCGAUCAGCGGAACAAGCCCCUCCCCACCGAUGGACCCACGCAGUCGCAUCCUGGCGCUCCAAUGCCCGGCACAGCUAACAACAUGAACGCCAGCAACAACACCGCCGGUCCGCAGUCAGGGAGCUUCGCACAACACGGCGCCAGCUUCAAUGGGCAGCAGUCACCCGGCGGACUCAACUCACAGGGACCGUCGACACCCGGUAGACUCGGGGCCCUCCCUCCCAGUGUGGUAAUCUCGCCGAGCGCUCCGCACGUGCCACCUCCCGGCGCCGCCGAGACAAUGCCGCAAGACCUCGCGCCCCCCAAGGCUGGCCAGAAGAGCUUGCUCUUCGAUCGCCUGCAGGCCACGCCCAAAGCCGACACAGUACCAGAAGGAGUUAGAACCCCUAAGCGACAGCAUUCGUCACGCUUCGACAUCUCAGAUCAGCGACAACGCGAGCUCGAAAAGCUGCCCGGUUUCCACGAGGUGCCGCCUAACAGACGGGCUGAGCUGUUCAUGCAAAAGCUGGAUCAGUGCAACAUCAUAUUCGACUUCAACGACGCGUCGGGUGACAUGAAGUCGAAAGAGAUCAAGCGUCUGGCGCUACACGAGCUGCUGGACUACGUCGCGCAGAACCGACAAGUCAUCUCAGAACCCAUGUACCCUCGUGUGGUCGAGAUGUUUGCAAAGAACUUGUUCAGACCGAUUCCACCACCGAUGAACCCACAAGGCGAAGCUUUCGAUCCCGAGGAAGACGAGCCGGUGUUGGAAGUCGCCUGGCCACACAUCCAAGUCGUCUACGAGUUCUUCCUACGCUUCAUCGAGAGCCAGGACUUCAACACCAACUAUGCGAAGCAGUACAUCGAUCAUCAGUUCGUGUUGCAGCUACUUGAGCUGUUCGACUCGGAAGAUCCGCGAGAACGGGACUUCCUCAAGACCACCCUACACAGGAUUUACGGAAAGUUCCUGAACUUGCGAUCUUACAUCAGAAGGAGCAUCAACAACGUCUUCUUCCAAUUCAUCUACGAAACAGAGCGUUUCAACGGCAUCGCUGAACUGCUAGAGAUAUUGGGUUCUAUCAUCAACGGCUUUGCACUACCGCUCAAAGAGGAGCACAAGUUGUUCCUCACCAGAGUGCUGAUACCCUUGCACAAAGUCAAGAGUCUCAGCAUGUACCAUCCCCAGCUGGCGUAUUGUAUUGUUCAAUUCUUGGAGAAAGAUGCGGCGCUUACGGAAGAGGUUGUUCUGGGACUGUUGCGAUACUGGCCAAAGGUCAACAGCACGAAGGAGGUCAUGUUCUUGAACGAGGUCGAGGACAUCUUCGAGGUCAUGGAUCCGGCAGAGUUUGCCAAGGUGCAGGAACCUUUGUUCAACCAGCUGGCGAAGAGUGUCGCAAGUCCGCACUUCCAGGUUGCCGAGCGAGCGUUGUACUUUUGGAACAACGAGUACUUCUGUAACCUUGUCAGUGACAACGUCGACGUGAUCUUGCCGAUUAUGUUUGCGCCGCUGUACGAGAAUUCGAAGGGACACUGGAACAGAACUAUCCACGGCAUGGUGUACAAUGCGAUGAAGCUUUUCAUGGAAGUAAACCCACAGCUGUUUGACGAAUGCUCGCACGAAUACACAGAGCAGCAGAACAACCUCGAGGCAGUCAAGGCCAACCGACAAGCCAAGUGGGACCGACUCAGUCAAUUGGCUGAGCAGAUGAAGCAAAACGGCCACGCACCCGCCGUGAGGCCACCACAAGGAAACUUUGGCAACUCAAGCAAAAGUCCAACGCGCACAGACGACGGAGAUCCGAUUUCGAUGAACCGGCUACGAAUAGACGACGAGCGAAGGGCGGAAACACAGAGGCAUGCCAAUUCGGUACGUGGAUGA